Molecule: messenger RNA, 4595 nt
Organism: Wyeomyia smithii (pitcher-plant mosquito)
Lineage: Eukaryota; Metazoa; Arthropoda; Insecta; Diptera; Culicidae
Gene: Klp10A
Product: kinesin-like protein Klp10A
Exons: 10
Coding region: 1054-3408 (784 amino acids)
Biological process (GO): microtubule-based movement
Molecular function (GO): ATP binding; microtubule motor activity; microtubule binding
Source: RefSeq, a predicted model, not a curated record
GAAGUCUCGCUGUUGUACCUCUCGUAGUCGACGUCGUCAGUGCGAAGUCGGAAGUUAGCGGCUUUAGUUUUUGUGGCACAACAUCCGGUAAUCCGUAAAACUCAAAUCAACACUCGGCCACGAAAGUAAAAUUUGGUUGAUGCUCAAAACUUGGACCAAUCUGUGAAAGGUCGCAUUGCAGGAACCUCUUUGUGUGCAUGUGGAAGUUAACUGACGUCCAAAAUUAUAACCUUCCGUCCGGGAUAUAGGAUUUUCUGCUACGACAAGUCUUCCGGGUUGGAAAAGAACUGACGGGAAGGCAAAACCGUUCGUUCUGUCCGGUGGCCGGAGAAGUCCCAUCGAGAAAAACCAUUGUGUGUUGAAAACCAUUGUUGUGUCACGAAACCUGAGAGGGGAGCGCUACGGCUGCUGUUGAAUCUAGUUUUCCAUUUUUCUUUUUUUUGCUCUUUUGGUGUGGGUUUGCUGGGCGAAAGAGUAGUGUGCUUUGAAAGUUUUCGAUUUUUCUAGUUCAGGUUUUUAUUUUCAAGUUUUUGUGAAACGAGCUGCUGCUGUGUCGUAAAUUCGAAAUCCAGCAAGAAACACCAUUUUAUGCCAUACCGCGGCUGAUAGUUUUUUUAGUUAUUAUUUUUAUUCGGUUCUAUUGUUUAAAAAAAAAAACGAGUGGCCAGCUUACGCUCUUAACGUCAGCUUUGUGGUGUUACUAUUUUAAUCGUGUUCCAGUCACAAAUCUGACAGAAACUCGGUUAAUUCCAGAGGAAAUAACACCAGUGUUACAGCUCGCGAAGAAAAAGUUCCAGCCAUUGCAUUUUUAGUGCACCCCACAUUUCAGAGUAGAUAAAUCGAAGCAGCAGUAGCAGAAAAAAGUGUGCAGAGAAGUAGUUCAAGCUGUAUUUGUGGUGAAACAAGAAUAGCUCUACAUAGGCACGGCAGCAAUCAACGACGAGCAGCGGAGGCAGAGUGGAAAAGUGUUACAAACCUAACACCGAACCCUGCCCUGUUUGGGAAAAGCAUCGACACGACAGCAGACAAAGAGAGGAAAAAUACGACCAAACCAUGGAUUUCUUCGAGAAGGGAAGCAUAGUAAACAUCAAACGAAGUGAUGGUCGCGUACAUUCCGCAAUGGUGUCCCGAAUCCACGAGGCGUCACGCUCGGUCACCGUAGAGUGGUACGAGCGUGGCGAAACCAAGGGCAAGGAAGUCGAGCUGGAUAUGCUGCUCGAAUUGAACAAACCGGAACUGCUGCCCGAUGCGGCCAACAGUGACUCCACGUUAGUGGCACAGUUUAAGGAUCACAUCACCCCGGCUCCUGCGAACCUUGCUAGGGAAUUCUCACAAUCAUCCACGGAAGAUGAUGGUUUUCUAGAAGAUCAGGAAGAUCCGACGUUGCUCCAGAACAACGCCAACAACAAUAACCAUGGCAGUAGCAAUGGAACCAAUGGCACCGGCGGAACCGGACCGGGGCUAGGCGGGGGAACCAUGCCUAUCAGCCGGUCCACCAAUGCGGCUUCCAAGGCGAAUGCUACACAAGGCGCAAUCAGCAGGCUCAACGUGGUGAAUGGAGCUGCUCGCACAGCUCGAACUUCACUGGCCCCCAGCUACAACGGUCACGAUCAAUCGGAAAACAUUCCCCCGCAGAAAGCCAAGCAGGCUAAGGCCCAGCCAAGCAGUCGCAUGUCGAUGGCUUCGCAGCCAGCUCCUGUUGCCACCCAGAUCGUACAACCAACGGUGGCAACGGCCGCACAGCUCAAUCAGGCCGCGUCAAACUCGCGGCGAUCCUACGUAGUCAAAGAAGUUGAACGGUUGAAGGAGAAUCGAGAAAAACGUCGAGCCAAGCAAGCUGUCAUCAGAGAAGAGAAAAAUGCCCUCAUGAACAUGGAUCCAGGGAAUCCCAACUGGGAACUGGCAGCGAUGAUCCGCGAAUAUCAGAGCCAGAUUGACUUUCGGCCCCUACUUGAUGGGCAGGCCAUCGAGGAUCACCAGAUUACGGUUUGUGUGCGCAAAAGGCCACUCAGUCGGAAAGAAAUGAUGCGUAAGGAAUUGGACGUUAUUUGUGUGCCCACUAAAGAUACGCUUAUAGUUCAUGAGCCUAAAACAAAGGUUGAUCUGACAAAGUUUCUGGAGAAUCAUAAUUUCCGGUUCGACUAUGCAUUUGAUGAUUCCUGUAGCAAUGAGCUGGUCUACAAAUACACUGCCAAACCUCUCGUGCAAACCAUUUUUGAAGGAGGAAUGGCCACUUGCUUUGCUUACGGUCAGACCGGCUCUGGAAAGACGCACACUAUGGGCGGCGAUUUCAACGGUAAGGUGCAGGACUGCAAGAAUGGUAUUUAUGCUAUGGCAGCCAAGGACGUGUUCGCAUAUCUUCAUAGCGCAAAAUAUAAUCAUCUAAACCUGGUGGUAUCGGCAAGUUUCUUCGAGAUCUACAGUGGUAAAGUAUUUGAUCUCCUCUCGGACAAGCAAAAGCUGCGUGUCCUCGAGGACGGUAAGCAACAGGUACAAGUGGUUGGGCUCACAGAAAAAGUGGUCGAUUCCGUCGAAGAGGUUCUAGGUAUCAUCAACCAUGGUAAUAGCACUCGAACCUCUGGCCAAACAUCGGCUAAUGCCAACUCCUCACGAUCGCACGCCGUGUUCCAGCUGGUAGUUCGACCGAAAGGAUCCUCUAAAAUUCACGGCAAAUUUUCCUUCAUUGAUCUGGCCGGUAAUGAACGAGGAGCGGAUACAUCGUCCGCCAAUCGCCAAACACGCAUGGAAGGUGCAGAAAUCAAUAAGUCGCUGCUAGCGUUGAAAGAGUGCAUCCGGGCACUAGGAAAACAAAACGCUCAUUUACCAUUUCGCGUUAGCAAACUGACACAGGUAUUGCGAGAUUCGUUCAUAGGAGAGAAGAGUAAGACCUGUAUGAUUGCUAUGAUUUCGCCGGGGCUGAGCUCGUGUGAGCACACGUUAAACACUCUGCGGUACGCCAACCGCGUUAAGGAACUGGUGGCCAUUGAUCCGUCCGAGCGGUCGGAUGACGUUGAACCGAUGGAAAGUGAUGAACCGAAGAAUGGAGUCCUCUCGGAAAACGAUCUAGCUCAGCUUCGGUCGUUGAAUGAACACGAUAUGUCUGUUGAACUAUACAACCAACAUGCGGCCAUCUCAGACUUGCAGCAAACGGAAGAGGAAGUGGUCGAUCACCACCAGAAGGUAAACGAAUUCCUGAUGAAGUUCUUGCCCGAAUCGAGAGAACUGUACAAGCAGACCAACUACGUGGAUUAUGAUCAAGAUGCUUACUGCAAACGUGGCGAGGAGCUUUUUACCCAGCUAGCGGAGAUUGCAACCACCUGCAAGGAUCUGAUGUCAGAGUUCCGCGCCAAGUUAGCCAAGGAGGAAAUGCUAUCGCACAAGAUCAACCCGGAACGGAAGUACAAGUAAAGACACCCAUUCGAGCCACCGUACCGCCGCAGUGGGUGGACGUUAAUUGUCUGUGUGUGGUAUUUUCAUUGUUUUCGGUGCAUUCAAAUGGCAAUAGAUGCGGAAGGUGAGCUAUCCAUGUUUCUACAGGCAAGUUCGCGCACCUCAGCACUUCGCCACGAGUCUGUUAUAUUUUCGACUAGAAAUGCUUAAAAAUUGUUAAUACGAAAAGAAAUGAAAUUCACGCUCUUGUAUCACAGGAAGAGUCGUGCUGAAAUCGAAAGAAAAAGACGAAAAUACGGAAAUGUUUUGUGGAUGGUAUACAAAGAUUAUUUAUUUAUUUAACACCUUUGUCGUAUCAACUUUUUAUUUUAUUUUUUUCUUUAACACUACACACUACUCUGGAGAUACCGAAAAUGAAGAGCAAGCUAUGUAAUUAAAGUUGCGAUAACUGACGUUGGUGAGUGUGUGAGAAAGCAAGAGAGAACAGUAAACGCAAGACAGCAGAGUAUAGACUAAACAAGUAAAUAGUAGACCAGCAAAUUGCAUAGCAAGAAAUGAACAAACAAUACAUUUAUUCGCAGAACGAUUCCUAAUAAAAAAAAAUAUAAUUAUUAACGUUAAUACGUCGGCUUUUUCGAAAUGGUUCCUAAAGUUAACACACGUGAAUUAAGUGUGCGUAUUUGGGACGAUCGUUAAAGCAGUCUGAACGACCAACAGCUAAUUGUUAAGCAUUAUCAUACUGAUCGAUCUAAAUGAGUUAUCUCUCUUGAAUUCCCGCAGAGCUCGUCUGCCGAGAUUAAACCGAUUCUAGUAGUUUUCCGUAGGUCAUGUACUCGUUUGGUUUUAUUUUAUCUGCAUGUGUCUGAAAUCGACUGAUAUGUUUUGAAUGCUGUCGCACCCUUUGUUGCUUGUUUGACAAUGUUAAACAUGUGAAGCAUUCGAGAAAUCGGAAGAAUGGUUUGUGUACAUGUUGGAUAACCUGAUUGUUGAUUUGUGUUCCACUCGAAGCAAACUACACAGGGGUCCAAGGACUGCAGAAAACAAGAAUAAUGAUAGAUGAAAAGUGCGUGCAUGUGAAAAAGUAAAACAGUGAAUGAUACUAAAGUUGUAGAUAGUAAGAGCUUAUAUAACAAAAGCAAACAAACAAAUGAAAGACAACACUAAACACAACAGAAAUAUAAAAAAAAUAAUACUUAUAGCAAGAA